This is a messenger RNA of Astyanax mexicanus (Mexican tetra), 6121 nucleotides long. RefSeq names its product nuclear factor of kappa light polypeptide gene enhancer in B-cells 1 (gene nfkb1). The coding region runs from base 277 to 3099 and encodes 940 amino acids. Gene Ontology annotation, molecular function: protein binding; DNA-binding transcription factor activity, RNA polymerase II-specific; RNA polymerase II cis-regulatory region sequence-specific DNA binding. The transcript is spliced from 24 exons. Gene Ontology annotation, biological process: cellular response to stress; regulation of transcription by RNA polymerase II; canonical NF-kappaB signal transduction. The record is from RefSeq and is a predicted model, not a curated record. Gene Ontology annotation, cellular component: cytoplasm. NCBI's taxonomy places the organism in Eukaryota, Metazoa, Chordata, Actinopteri, Characiformes, Acestrorhamphidae.
UUACGUCACAGGGAAUUUCCAGUAAGGAAGUGAACUUUUCUUUACAAACAGAUCGAUCCGCGCUCGAGCGGCGACCAUUAACUCGAUAUCGCCUCCGAUCCGCCGGAUAAUUCACCCGCACUGCGCCCGAGCCUCUCCUCCGCACCCAGCCGAACGCCCGCCCGGCCGGAGCUCUGCGCCACCCGCGGGGCUGCAUGGCUCCUUACCCGCCUGCCUGAGCUCUCUCUGCGGACUGACAGCACAUGUGGAGCGGCCAGACACACCAGCACAGGAACCAUGACGGAAGAGGACUCAUAUCUACACCCAGAGUUCUGUCUAGAUUUUGCUCCAGCGUGGAGUUACCAAACGGACCCACAUUUCCAGCAGCCUAUUCCUCACUCCAACACACCCAGAAUAGAUGGACCCUGUCUCCAAAUUAUUGAACAACCAAAACAGCGAGGUUUCAGGUUUCGUUAUGGCUGUGAAGGCCCCUCCCAUGGUGGACUCCCCGGAGCCUCGAGUGAGAAGAACAGAAAGACGUACCCUCAGGUCAAGAUCUGUAAUUAUCAAGGUCCAGCGAAGGUCGUGGUUCAGCUGGUGACCAACACCAAACUGCCCCAGCUGCACGCGCACAGCCUGGUGGGGAAGCAGUGUGAGAAGGGCGUCUGCAUCGCAGACCUGCAGCCCAAAGACUCCUGCAUCAGUUUUCCUAAUUUAGGGAUCUUGCACGUGACUAAAAAGAAUGUGACUAAGACUCUGGAGGACCGGAUGAGCGAGGCGUUCAGGAUGGCGUAUAACUGUGGAGUAGUGAUCCACCCGGAAAUCGACUCUCUCCAAGGAGAAACACGAAUUCCCCGAGAUCUCACAGAGCAGCACAGGAUGCUGAUCAGCACUGCAGCCAGUCACCAGGCUAAAGACAUGGACCUGAGCGUGGUCAGACUGAUGUUCACAGCGUUUCUGCCGGACGGCGAGGGCGGCUACACCCGCAGGCUGGACCCAGUCAUAUCCGAACCCAUUUAUGACAGCAAGGCCCCGAAUGCUUCGAAUCUGAAGAUUGUGAGGAUGGAUCGCACAGCAGGCUGUGUGACCGGAGGAGAGGAGGUCUACCUGCUGUGUGAUAAAGUCCAGAAAGAUGAUAUUCAGGUGCGUUUUUACGAGGAUGACGAGACGGGAAUCGCCUGGGAGGCGUUUGGAGAUUUCUCUCCUACAGAUGUUCACCGACAGUUUGCCAUCGUCUUCAAGACGCCUAAGUACCGCGACCAGAACCUGCAGAAGCCCAUCUCAGUGUUCGUCCAGCUCAAGAGGAAAUCCGACCACGAGACGAGCGAGCCCAAACCCUUCACUUACCACCCGCAGAUCAUCGAUAAGGAGGAGGUUCAGAGGAAGCGGCAGAAGACCCUGCCCAACUUCCCGGACUACGGAGGUGCGGGAGGAGGAGGUGGGGGCAUGUUUAGAGGAACCGGAGGCGGUCCUGCUACAGGGGGCGGGCACGGUGGAGGAGGAGGUGGAGGCCACUACUACCAGGGGUAUUCUAAUUUCAACAACUUUAACUCUGGCUACGGUUUUCCCCCCGCCAUGGGUGGAGGCGGGACCAGCAUCAAGCAUGCGACUCGUGGGCCUGUGGAAGACACUGAUGAGGACAGUGACAGUGACCUGGAUGAUGAUCAGGGUUCAGCAGGAGCCGUCCAGGGCUAUGUCCAGUCUGGAGCUGCUGGGGUGGAUGAGGGGAGCGAGGGCUCACAAGAGCUCAGGCCUAAAGAGUGUGUGUUUGAGCCUCGGUUAGCUGAGCUGGCGGAGAGACAUGCCUGCGCUCUGUUUGAUUAUGCUGUGACCGGUGACGCUCGCAGGCUGCUGGCUCCACAGCGCCCCCUAAUGUCCACUCAGGAUGAAAACGGAGACACGGGACUCCACCUGGGUGUGAUCCACAGUCAGACGGAUGCAGUGAAGACUCUAGCGGAGGUGAUUUCAGCUAUUCCAGGAGAGGAUGUGCUUAACAUGAGGAACGACCUGUAUCAGACGCCGCUGCAUCUGGCGGUGGUGACUCAGCAGAAAGAGGCGGCGGAGGUGUUACUGACGGCCAGAGCAGACGUCGCUCUCACUGAUCGCAACGGAAACACAGCGCUGCAUUUAGCAGCCCAGCAGAAAGAAGGAGAGAUGGUGCGGUUACUGCUGCACCACGACAACAUGCUGGAGAUGACCAGCGUACCCAACACAGCAGGUCUGUGUCCGCUGCACCUGGCUGUACUGGCUAACAGUCUGAAUAGCGUGAGGGCGCUGCUGGAGGGCGGGGCUAGUGUGGAGAUUCAGGAGCUCACCUGUGGUCGCACGCCGCUUCACCUAGCAACCGAACGUGACAACGUGUCCCUCGCAGGAUGCCUACUGCUGGAGGGGGAUGCUGAUGUUGACAGUGUCACAUAUAAUGGCUCCACCCCUCUCCACAUCGCAGCGGGGCGGGGCUCGCUCAAACUCAGCGCUCUGCUGGUGGCGGCAGGGGCGGACCCUCAUAAAGAGAACUAUGAGCCACUGUUCUUCAGAGACGAGGAGUGCUGCACCACAAACGAGGAAGAGCAGGAGGAUGAGGGGUAUAUACCAGGGACUACCCCGCUCAACAUGGCUGCAUCUCCUGAGGUGCGGGAAAUUCUGAAUGGUAAAAAGUACCAGCCCACCACCGUCUUUGUACCUCCACAAGGAGACAUGCGUAGUCUGAGUGUGGAGACGAAGCGGGCGCUGUGCCAAUGUCUGGAGGAGUCGGUGGGUGGGUGGGAGAGUCUGGCACACGCACUGGGACUCGGCAUCCUCACCAACGCCUUCUGCCUCAGCCCCCGGCCCGCCUCCACGCUGCUGGAUAGCUAUGAGGUUUCGGGUGGGACGGUUCGAGAGCUCUUAUCAAGUCUGAGGAGUAUUGGUAACAGAGGCGCUGUCAGUAUCCUGCAGGAACACUGUGUGUGUGAAGAAAACAGCGACAACACACACCUCACCUACACACCGCCUGGUCGGGUGGAGUGUGAGGAGGGGAUGCGGGAGCUGAAGUUAGCUGCUCUGGAUGAGGGAGGAGUUUGUGACAGUGGGGUCGAGACGUCCUUCCAGAGGCCGAGUUUCAGUCUGGCUGAUUCGCUCUGAGGAGAGCUGGACCUGCGGCUUCAUCCUGCCGACCUGCUGCAGUCUGACCCUUCAUCUCUUCAGUUCUGAACCCAAAAUACUGACCCUGAUGCUCACCUUCGCCCUCACCUUCAUCCUCACCUUGACGUUCAGCUCAGGAGCCCCCCUGCACCUACCCCACGUCCCUGUGGUCCCCCCGGGGCUGAUACGACCCCUCUGAACCAGAAUCAUGAUUGGCAGAGACCGCUGUGGAAGCUCUGGGGAAGCCACACCCAUUAUGCAGAUCACAGGCGGCCGAUCCUCAUUGGUCGAGGAGCUCUUUAGUUGUUGUUGUUAUUUUUCUCAGUAUAUGCAUUUUACGAUGUCCGCUCUCGUUUGAACGUGUCCCAGUUAUAUGUAAGACUUUUAUUUAAUUGUUGGCUUGUAUUUUUGUUUUUUAUUCUAUGCGUUUUUUGUUUUUAUGGUUUGUAUGAUUUUUUUAAAAAGCUAAAGUUAGACUUUGGUGAUUUUGAUGACAUCACCUGUAAUGCAUUUGUAAUGCGUUUAUCUCUCGUUAUACACAGAAGAUGAGGCAGGUUAUGGUGUGUUUGGGUUGUGCUCUGAUCAUUCUCCUAAAAAAAAUAAUGUUCUUUAAGUGACAGAAAGAACAGAAAAUGUAUGCAGUAUUUGGGUAUAAAACAGUAGUUUUUGAUGCACUACUGUUAAUCCUGCUCUAAGACCAGGCUAAUGUUACCUAGGUCUGAUUAAAUCAGAACCUGACAUAUCGUAGAUACACACACUCCUUAAAAGGAAAUCAAGUUUAAAAAAAUAUAUAUUCCAGUAUGAGGCAUGUCUGUUGGUCCAUAUAUUAGGAAAUAUAUGUACUGGUGAUGGCGCAAAUGAACUGAAAUCAGCCAUAAUGUAAAACUAUAUAUUACACUCAUAGGAAUGGAAUAGUUUUAGUAGUAACUUAUAUUCACAGUGAAUUUAUACAUUUAAGUAUAAUGUUAAUGUGAACACAUUUAUAUAUUUAGACUUUUUUAAAAAUAAUUUGAAUGUAAUAGGAAUCUGGAAGUUGUUCCUUACAUUGCAUUCAAAUUUGAUUACAAAUUAACCUAGAUUUGAAUUUGAAAUAAAAUCUUCUUUUAUUGUUUUUUAUAGAUCUGUAAAGUUGCCAGAAACCUUCUUUAUUUUGGAGAUACGAGUAACAUGCAAGUUUUUGCAUGUUAUUGAUGAUUAUACACAACCUUAAACAACAACACAGCUGUGACUCACCGUCUUCCUGUGUAUAAACGAGUGAUAAAGAUAUUUGCCUAGAAAUUUGGAGUGUAAUUUUGGAAUAUUCAGGAAUAUUUGAUGUUAUUUUAUGUUAUUUGAUGUAUUUUUUUUUUUUUAAUGGGUUUUAAGUGAAUCCUGCCUCAGGAAUUCUGCACUCCCGGACUGCGAUUUGGAACACAGCCGCCCUGGUUUUGUGUCGUGCCUCGAUGAACUCAGCUGGUGGCCAAAGCUCUGCAUCUGUAGAUCACUCCUGGACCUGGACGAGCUUUAGUUCUCGGAGCCUCUGGACCAGUAGCUUCGUGAUUUUAGUAUUUUUGAGGGGUGAAGGAUGUGUGUGGAGCUGCACAGAGGCUCUGGUGAUCUUCAUUUAUCUUCUGGAAGCUUCUCGCUCUCUCUCUCUCUCGCAGGUCUUCCCUCUCUCGCUCUGCACUGGUUUUAUAUGUGCAGGUUCUCUCGGUUCGUGGUGCUAAAUGUUGUAAUGUUAUUAUGAGGAACCGUUGAUGAUGAUGAUGAUGAUGAUGAUGAUGAUGAUGAUGAUGAUGAUGAUGAUGAUGAUGAUGAUGAUGAUGAUGAUGAUGAUGAUGAUGAUGAUGAUGAUGAUGAUGAUGAUGAUGAUGAUGUGAGAGAACCUUCUCCUCUACCCGAGUGUAUUUCAUAAGCUGUGAGAGAAACUCCAUGUUUGUUAACAUUGUUUAGUUUUUUUUUGUGUUAACAGAUACACACACACACACACACACAAAUCUCUCCUACCUAAAAUACUGGAACAUUUACUAGGACUCCUCCUACAGCUCUGCAAAAAAAGAAAAAGAAGAGAUCAUUUAAAAAAAUGAUGAGUUUCUUGGAUUUUACCAAAUUUAAAAACCUCUGGAAUAUAAUCAAGAGGAAGAUGGAUGAUCACAAACCAUCAAACCACCAAACUGAACUGCUUAAAUUUUUGCACCAGGAGUAAAGCAGCAUAAAGUUAUACAAAAGCAGUGUGUAAGACUGGUGGAGGAGAACAUCAUAAAAUGGCAAGAUCAUAAUAAAAAAGCCUGGCAGAUCUUUAGGGAAACCUUCAGUACCAUACAUACAUUCAUUCAUAUAUUCAUAUUCAUUGAGCAUAAAUUAUGUGUGUUAAUUUUUGAGUCACCAUGGUUUUCUGUAGAUUUUCUGUGGAUUUUUUUCUAUAGGAAGAGGAAAAAAACAUUCUUAAUUUUUUUAUAGAAGUUUUUGCAAAAAGUCAUUUUGGAGCGUUUCUCUUCUUCUGUUAGUCAUAAAAUUAUGAUGCAAUCUAAAGAACUACUACUAUUCAUAUAAUUCAUAUACUAAAAGAAAAUUGAUUUAAAAAAAUACAUAUAUUAAAUAAUCUGCCACUAAAUAAAGCCUACUCCAGACCCCUGGAUGAAUGUGUGUAUGGACCCCUGCUCUUUAAUCCAACACUCCAAUCCCAACACAGACUCCCAGUACAUUACAUUACUGUUCUCUCAGUGUUUCUGCCUGUUUCUCAGUGACGUCUGAGGGCUGAGGAACUCCAGCUGUGGCACCAAUCAGACAUAUCAACCUGCUUUAAGCUCUGGACUGUUUAACUGACCCCAAACACACACACACACACACACACCAAACUCUCCCUCAACUAUAGCAGCAGCGUUUAUACUGUAUAUACUGUAUACACUGUACAUUUACAGUAUACAGUAAAUACACAGCAGCACAAUCCCACUGAGAAGCCUGAACCAGAUGUUUGAUUGCUUUGAAAUGGGUUUCAUUGUUUUUUUGUCGUUUUAUAAUAAAAUUGUUUGUUGUGCUCUGA